AUGGCUAGAACUGUACAACGACUUGAUGAAAAGAAACAACUGUACAUCAAAGGUAAACUCUUUCAAUUAGUGCAUAAUGCAGAACUGGAAACGCUAAAUGAAAAGGAUGCUACUUCUGUACCUAUUGAAACGUUUCACUCCCCUGUAAUGGACCUCUUUACCUUGCCGCUAAAUCCAGUACAAAAUACUACAAUCGUUGAAUCCACCAUAUCUGGACAGCCUCAUUUCACCAAUAAAGAAAUUCGCUCUCGACAACAAACUUCAUAUAUCUCACCGACCACCUCAGCUAUCACACCUGCAGUGUCUCAUUUCACAAAUGCUAAAACUGAACGACCACGUAUUGCACCGACCACAUCGACUGUCACAUCUGGAGUGUCUCAUCAUACAAAUACAGAGACUGUACAUUCAAGUAUUACACCGACAACUUCGACUAUAACAAAUGAAGAGUCUCGUAUUACGAACGAAGAGAUUCUGCAUUCAAAUAUUUCUCUGACGAUUCCGCGUCAAGUAAUGAGACCAAUACUUCCUACACAUCAGAUAACGAUAUUAAACGACCAGGUUCUCAAUGCAUCCUAUGAUAAUGAUAGCUGUGAGGUGGAUGAAGAACUAAAGAAAUACGUAGUAUUUAAAUAA
This is a messenger RNA of Parnassius apollo (apollo), 633 nucleotides long. The record is from the annotation of a GenBank genome assembly. Lineage: Eukaryota; Metazoa; Arthropoda; Insecta; Lepidoptera; Papilionidae.